AUGAAUGAUAAACGCAACGUUUACACUUUCGAGGAUUACAAGUGCUCGCCCGAUCCAGUAUUCACAGUGCAGAGGGAAUGUCUGGAGCCUGGCCCGGCGCCGAUAGUGGUGGAUAACGGCUCGUUCCAGUGCCGCGCGGGCUGGGCGUGUGGGGUGUCUCAGCGGGAGCAGCCGCGGCUCGUGUUCAGGUCUGUAGCCGCGCGCAGCAGAGGGGCCGCUCGCAGCGAGGCGCACGUGGGGAAUGACAUCCCUAACCUCGAGCCGCUGCGCUGGACCUUCAAGAGCGCGUUUGACCGCAACUUGGUGGUUAAUUUUGACAUACAGGAGCUCAUGCUUGAUUACGUCUUCAUGCACCUCGGAAUAAGCACCCAGAUUGAGCACAUGUACGGCGGCACUGUUCAAGCCCAUAAAGUAGUUAAACUCUGCUUAGUCAUGACACCCUGUGGCGUGUGUAUCGCACAGUCUCUGAAGAUCCCUCGGGAGCCGAGGCCUGGGGAAUUCGACAAGAUCAUCCGCCGCCUCCUGGAGACCCCCAACGCUCGGGCCAUCAUCAUGUUCGCAAACGAGGACGAUAUCAGACGAGUGCUGGAUGCUGCCAAGAGGAGCAACCAGACGGGUCAUUUCCUGUGGGUGGGGUCUGACAGCUGGGGCUCCAAGAUCUCACCGGUCAUUCAGCAGGAGAGAGUAGCAGAAGGGGCCAUUACCAUCCUGCCCAAACGCGCCACGGUGGAGGCGUUCGAUCGCUACUUCCGGAGCCGCUCGCUCUCCAAUAACAGAAGGAACGUGUGGUUUGCUGAGUUCUGGGAGGAGAACUUUGGAUGCAAGCUGGGGAUGCAUGGAAAGCGGCCAGGAAGCCUUAAAAAGUGCACCGGUCUGGAGAAGGUGGGCCGUGACUCCAGUUACGAGCAGGAAGGGAAGGUACAGUUCGUGAUGGAUGCGGUUUAUGCCAUGGCACACGCGCUGCACCGCAUGCACAGGGACUAUUGCUUCGGAUACCCCGGCCUCUGCCCCCGCAUGAGCAAUAUCAACGGAAAGGAGCUCCUCGGAUACAUCCGGAGCGUUAAUUUCAAUGGAAGUGCAAGCACUCCAGUGGUCUUCAAUCAGAACGGAGAUGCGCCAGGGCGUUAUGACAUCUUCCAGUAUCAGAUCACCAACAAAUCGACAGCUGAGUACAAAGUUAUCGGCCAGUGGGCAAACAAACUGCAUCUUAAUGUGGAUGCCAUGCGCUGGCGGACAGGCAACCCCACGCUUCCAGCCUCGGUGUGUAGUGUGCCUUGCCAAAUGGGUGAAAGGAAGAAGAUCGUGAAGGGUGUACCUUGCUGCUGGCAUUGUGAGCGAUGCGAAGGCUACCACUUCCAAGUCAGCGAGUUCAGUUGCGAGUUGUGUCCGUAUGAGCAGCGCCCAGACCGCAAUCGCACCGGUUGCAUCCCCAUCCCGAUCAUCAAACUUGAAUGGCACUCUGCUUGGGCGGCUGUACCGGUGUUUGUUGCGGUUCUUGGCAUCCUGGCUACAAGUUUUGUGGUGGUCACUUUCGUCCGCUACAAUGACACACCAAUUGUACGCGCAUGCGGCCGAGAGAUGAGCUACGUGCUUCUGACUGGGAUUUUUUUGUGCUACGCCAUCACCUUCUUGAUGAUCGCUACGCCUUGUUUGGCCGUCUGCUCCUUCCGAAGGGUGUUCCUGGGUUUGGGCAUGUGCUUCAGCUACGCUGCUCUCCUAACCAAGACCAACCGCAUUCACCGCAUCUUCGAGCAAGGCAAGAAGUCGGUGGCUGCACCACGCUUCAUCAGCCCUGCUUCUCAGCUGGUCAUCACCUUCAGCCUGAUCUCGGUGCAGCUGCUCGGUGUGUUCGUGUGGUUCGCCGGUGAUCCGCCACACACAGUGGUGGACUACGGCGAGCAGCGCACAUCCGACCCCGAGAAGGCUCGUGGGGUUCUCAAGUGUGACAUCUCGGACCUGUCGCUCAUCUGUUCGCUGGGCUACAGCAUCCUUUUGAUGGUAACAUGCACUGUUUAUGCCAUCAAGACCCGCGGCGUGCCAGAGACCUUCAACGAGGCCAAGCCAAUUGGAUUUACUAUGUACACUACCUGCAUCAUUUGGUUAGCUUUUAUACCUAUCUUCUUUGGCACCGCACAGUCGGCAGAAAGGAUGUACAUCCAGACCACCACCCUCACCAUCUCUCUCAGCCUCAGCGCGUCUGUGUCUCUGGGGAUGCUCUACAUGCCCAAAGUCUACGUCAUCAUCCUCCACCCGGAGCAGAACGUGCCCAAACGCAAGCGCAGCUUCAAAGCUAUCGUCACUGCUGCCACCAUGUCAGGGAAACUUGUACAGACGGGAAGCGACCGGCCCAACGGGGAAGUGAAGACCGAGCUUUGUGAGAGCAUGGAGACCAACACAGCAUCUUCUACCAAGACGACAUAUGUCAGCUACAGCAAUCAUGCCAUCUGAAGAGGGACACUCUCUGUGGGCGGAGCCGAGGACGGGGCCCUUUCUGAAGCAGGAUGUCUGUCAUGUGACAUGCGCUGACAGGCAAAUGGGCCUGGAACGGGCAUCUGAGCAUGAGAUUUUUAUAUCGUUCUGCAUAAAUCUAAAACCUGCAGCAUACUGGAACAUGAAUGGACGUACGGGACCUUCCGGUGAGACUGCUAUCUUGCUUUCAAGAGCUACUGAUCCUGCCAUGAACACACGUGAACACGCACACACUCACAAAACUGAAGGUGCCGGCUUGCAGUCAUACGAAAAAAGAACUUUCCACAAAUAAUCGUGCAAACAUUCUGCAGGUGGAGACGUUCACGGUAAACUUUGGAAAUGAGGAU
Molecule: messenger RNA, 2816 nt
Organism: Sinocyclocheilus grahami
Lineage: Eukaryota; Metazoa; Chordata; Actinopteri; Cypriniformes; Cyprinidae
Product: metabotropic glutamate receptor 8-like
Exons: 11
Coding region: 1-2448 (815 amino acids)
Biological process (GO): G protein-coupled receptor signaling pathway
Cellular component (GO): membrane
Molecular function (GO): G protein-coupled receptor activity
Source: RefSeq, a predicted model, not a curated record